Messenger RNA from Gastrolobium bilobum, 2016 nucleotides. Its product is annotated as sister chromatid cohesion 1 protein 3. The record is from RefSeq and is a predicted model, not a curated record. Lineage: Eukaryota; Viridiplantae; Streptophyta; Magnoliopsida; Fabales; Fabaceae. The transcript is spliced from 13 exons. Gene Ontology annotation, molecular function: protein binding; chromatin binding. Gene Ontology annotation, cellular component: synaptonemal complex; cohesin complex. Bases 1 to 2016 code for a protein of 671 amino acids. Gene Ontology annotation, biological process: replication-born double-strand break repair via sister chromatid exchange; mitotic sister chromatid cohesion; synaptonemal complex assembly.
AUGUUUUAUUCACAGACAUUUUUGGCACGAAAAGGGCCACUUUCCACCGUGUGGAUUGCCGCACACCUCCAACACAGGCUCAAGAAGUCUCACUACACCUCCACCGAUAUUCUCUCCACUGUUGAUCGUAUCAUGGAUCCAGAGGUUCCCAUAGCCCUGAGAAUGUCAGGGCACCUUCUCUUAGGAGUUGUUCGGAUAUAUUCGAAGAAAGUUGAUUAUCUUUAUCAUGACUGCAAUGCGGCUGUGAGUGCUUUGUGCAAAGCAUUUGGUUCUAUGCCACUUAAUGUACCAGAGGAUCCAAGGAAGGCACCAGUUCAAUCCAUCACCUUCACGGGGACACUUAACUUUGAUGAACUCAACUUGGAUUAUGAAAUACAUCAUAAUGGAGUUGAGGAUACUCACGUGAGGAAUGAAGACGAGAUCACCCUAGCAGAUCGAACUCAUGAUGGAAUGGAUCAUUACUUGACAAUAACAACUUUUGAUGAGGAGGACAUAGUGAUGAAUUCUUCACACACAGAUGUGCUGCCAUAUUCAGGGGCCAGAUCCAUGGAGGAUGAGUAUAUCAUUCAAGAUGGUGGUCCAAGUAUCCAGAGAGAAUCACCUGUUACCCAGCAUGUUGGUGGUGACCACUCUCAUAACUUUCAGGAUAACAGUCCUCCACUAGUUACCCAAGUCAUGCCAAUUGAAGUUCUUCGUCAUCACAACAAUGCUUGUAAUACUGAAAAUUCUCCACUAAUUCCGGAUUUUGGGGAUAAUAAUACUGAACCAAACAAAGAACUUGAUCAAACAAUGAGUGGAAAGGAUCAUAUUCCUGAGAUAGUUGAUGAUUUGGAUUUUAACGGGAUGUCUGCCCCAUCUCAGGCACAACACCAUUUUGGAUCACCAACUCCCCUUACUUCUCAAGGGGCUGCCUCAGAACCACAACUUUGUGUAGGGCCUAAUUCUCUCAAUCUAGUGCUUCGUGCAAGUCCACCAAUUCAGCAGCCGCAACGAAGAGGAAGGAAGAGAAAACCAUUCUUUGAUGAACCCAUAGUUUUGUCAAACAGCUUCAUAAGGAAGACGCUUAGUGAUACUCGUGAUAUACUGCGGAAGAGAAAGGAGGUUCCUUCCUCUACUUUGGAUACUUUUAAAUUGAACAACAGUCGAAGAAAGGAACACAUUUUUGACCAGCCCUUAUUAACUGGGCUUUGCAAGGAUCUAUUAGAUAUAUCCAGAAGGGAAUAUAUAUGUUCAAGACCCAAUUUGGUCAUCAAUGAGGAAGAUAAUAUGGAUGCUGGGAUUGCUGGAAUUCCUCCAUCAACCAACCAAAUUCCCAAAGAGACAAGAGCUGCUACACCUCCUCCUGUUAAUGCAUCUGAUUUGGAAAUUGAACACCUUCGUAAUAGUAUUCUUGCUCCCCAUCCCACUAUCCCAGCUUGCAAUGUGGACAUGGAAUUCAAUAUUGAAGAUGAUCGUAGGAGUCCUGUUAGAAAUGAUGAAUUGACUCCUGUUUCAGCUAAAAUCUUAAGAUCUGUGUCACUUUCUUCUUUGGGAACAAAUAUUGCAUCUGAGAUAAUGCAGACAUCUGAUUUACCAGCAUCAACCGGUAUUCGUGGAUUGGAGAUGGAAACACCAAUGACAAAUUUGGAUGAUACCUUUCAAAACUUUGGUCUUUCAGAUACUCAUCAGUUAAUCAAUUCUGCUGAAACAGAAGAGCUUGGUUUUCUGGAAAUGGAGAACAAUACGUCUGCCAGUUCACAAGGUACAAGUAAAAGUAUCAACGAAUUGUCUGUGAGGACUAGGGCUGCAGCUCAAUAUUUGAAAAGACAUUCUCCUAUUACCCCAAUUUUGGAGGAUCCUGUUGGAGAUCUUAGCUUGAAUAAAAUCUUGGAAGGAAAAACUAGAAAGCACUCUGCUCGUAUGUUCUUUGAAGUAUUGGCUUUAAAGACUCAUGGACUUGUUGAUGUACAACAAGAAGAACCUUAUGGUGAUGUCAGCUUGAAGUUGACUCCUACGCUUUCAAAUGCUCAAUUUUGA